AUUGAAAAGUAUGCUUGUGCCACGAAAUAAAACAACACCCAUCGUCAACCUGCUGCUUUGUAGUUGCUCAACUACAGAAACUUUAGGUGAGAGCAGGGAACUGCUAUCUCGACGAUUUCAUUAAUGGCGUUCGUUGGGUUUAUUGGCUUGGACGAUUUUAGCCUCGAAUUGGCUACUUCACUAAUCCGCGCCGGUUACAGAGUCAAAGCUUUUGAGAUAAAUCAGGCCUGGACAGAUAAAUUUUUGAAGUCAGGCGGAAUAAACUGUGCCAGUAUCGUAGAGGCGGGGGAAGAUGUUGCAGCACUGCUUAUAUUGAAUAGUCAUUUGAACUUGAUUAAUGAUUUAUCUUUUGGUGAUGCUCUUAGAGGGUUGCAUAAGGAUGUUGUUGUUGUCCUUGUCCAUUCAACUCCACUGGGGAAUGAUGUCCAGAACUUGGAGAAAGUUUUUACAGUUGAUUACGAGAUACACAAUCUUGUUGAAGCAUAUGUCUUUAAGGGUGUUUCUGAAGCUCUGGAUGGUCAGCUCAUGACAGUAACCUCUGGAAGGGCAGCUGCAAUUUCUAGAGCUCGACCUUUUCUAUCAGCUAUGUGUGGAAAGCUUUUCAUUUUUGAAGGUGAAGUUGAUGCUGGAAGUAAAACAAAUAUGGUAAUUGAUCUCCUUAAAGGAAUUCAUUUUGUGGCUUCGCUGGAAGCUAUUUCCCUAGGUAUUAAAGCUGGAAUUCACCCCUGGAUAAUCUAUGACAUUAUUUCAAAUGCUGCUGGGAAUUCAUGGGUUUUCAAGAAUUAUGUUCCCCACUUGUUAAAGGGUGAUAUUAGACCUGAGUUUUUGAGAAGUUUGGUUCAAGCUAUGGGGAUUGUCAUGGAUAAGGCCAAGUCACACACUUUUCCUCUUCCGCUCCUAGCAGUUACUCAUCAGCAACUUAUGUUGGGUUCUUCUCACGGCUAUGGAGAUGAGGAUGACUUGUUAGAACAGGUCACUUUUUCACAGGAAUUUCUGGCAUGGAAAAACGCAUAUGGAGUAAGUAUUUCAGAUGCAGCUAAUGCAGAAGUUUACAGCCCCGAGCAACUAGCCAAUGAAAUAACUUCUAAAUCAAGUUCUGUUAAUCGAGUGGGUUUCAUUGGUCUUGGUGCAAUGGGAUUUGGCAUGGCAACUCACCUUAUCAGAUCAGAUUUUUGCGUGAUUGGUUAUGAUGUGUUUAAACCAACCCUAGCAAAAUUCACUAAUGCUGGUGGCUUGAUUGGAAAUUCGCCUGCAGAAGUUAGUAAAGAUGUUGAAGUGCUUGUAAUUAUGGUGACAAAUGAAGCACAAGUGGAGAGCGUUCUGUAUGGGGAAGCUGGGGCUAUUUCUGCCCUUCCAUAUGGAGCUUCGAUUAUUCUAUCAUCUACAGUUUCUCCUGGAUAUGUGAGCCAACUAGAACAACGCUUGGGAAACGAGGGCAAAAGUUUGAAAUUGGUUGAUGCUCCCGUUUCUGGUGGUGUUCAAAGGGCCUCAAAGGGAUCCCUUACGAUAAUGGCUUCUGGGACAAAUGAAGCUCUUAGGAGCGCUGGUUCAGUCCUCUCAGCCUUAAGUGAGAAGCUUUACGUAAUUAAAGGAGUUUGCGGGUCAGGAAGUGGUGUGAAAAUGGUCAAUCAAUUGCUUGCUGGAGUUCAUAUAGCAUCGGGUGCAGAGGCAAUGGCAUUUGGAGCUCGACUUGGUCUCAAUACUCGAAUUUUAUUUGACGUCAUCCUAAAUAGUCAGGGAACGUCCUGGAUGUUUGAAAACCGAGUUCCUCAUAUGCUGGACAAUGAUUAUACACCAUACUCUGCACUUGACAUCUUUGUGAAAGACCUGGGCAUUGUUUCUCGGGAAUGUGCAUCUCAUAAAGUUCCUCUACACUUAUCCGUGACUGCACAUCAAUUGUUUCUGGCAGGUUCUGCUGCAGGUUGGGGACGUCAAGAUGAUGCUGGAGUAGUAAAGGUUUAUGAGACGCUUGCAGGUGUCAAGGUUAAAGGAAAGCCUUCCACUCUUAAAAAAGAAGUUGUAUUAAAUUCUCUUCCACCUGAAUGGCCGGAAGAUGUAAUUGCUGAUAUUCAACAACUAAAUGAAAGAAAUUCAAAAAUUUUGGUUGUGCUGGACGAUGAUCCUACAGGAACCCAAACUGUUCAUGAUAUUGAUGUUUUAACUGAAUGGAGCCUUGAUUCACUUAUUGAGCAAUUUCGUAAAAAUCCCAGAUGCUUUUUUAUAUUGACCAACUCAAGGUCACUGAGCUCUGAAAAGGCGGGGGCAUUAGUUGAACAAAUCUGCGUUAAUUUACGUGCUGCAACUGAGAGUGUCGAGCAUAGUGACUACAUGGUAGUUUUGAGAGGUGAUUCAACCUUACGAGGUCAUUUUCCCGAGGAAGCCGAUGCUGCUAUGUCAGUGUUAGGUGUAGUGGAUGCAUGGAUCAUCUGCCCAUUCUUUUUCCAAGGAGGCCGUUACACUAUUGACGAUAUACACUAUGUUGCAGAUUCUGAUGAGCUCAUUCCUGCAGGGGACACUGAGUUUGCAAAAGAUGCUACUUUUGGUUAUAAAUCUUCAAAUCUGUGUCAGUGGGUAGAAGAGAAAACAGCUGGACGCAUACAAGCUGGCACUGUUGCCUCCAUUUCUAUUCAACUUUUAAGAAAGGGUGGGCCAGAUGCUGUUUGUGAGCAUCUAUGCAGCUUAGAGAAGGGAAUGACAUGUAUAGUUAAUGCCGCUAGUGAAAGGGAUAUGGCCGUCUUUGCAGCUGGAAUGAUCAAGGCAGAAAUGAAGGGCAAGAAUUUCUUAUGCCGUACUGCUGCCAGUUUUGUAUCAGCCAGAGUUGGGAUCACUCCAAUAGCUCCUCUUUUGCCAAAGGAUGUUGGAAUCGAUAAAGAGAGAAAUGGUGGUCUUAUAAUUGUGGGUUCAUAUGUUCCAAAAACUACUAAACAGGUUCAAGAGCUGAAGUUGCGAUGUGGCCCAUUUUUAAGAUGUAUUGAGGUUUCUGCUGUUAAACUUUCCAUGAGUACAGAGGAAGAGAGGGAGGAGGAAAUUAGAAAAGCAGCUAUGUUUGCAGAUAUUUAUCUCAGGGCUCAUAAAGAUACUCUCAUUAUGACUAGUAGAGAACUUAUCACGGGAAAAAGUCCUCUGGAGAGUUUAGAAAUCAACGUCAAAGUAAGUGCGGCACUGGUGGAAAUAGUUCAAAGGAUUACUACAAAACCGCGCUACAUCCUUGCAAAGGGUGGAAUUACCUCAUCAGACAUUGCUACAAAGGCUCUUGAAGCAAAAUGUGCUAGGAUAAUUGGACAGGCCCUUUCUGGGGUUCCCUUGUGGCAACUAGGCCAUGAAAGUAGACAUCCUGGAGUUCCGUACAUUGUUUUCCCAGGUAAUGUUGGAAGUAGUGAAGCACUAGCAGAAGUAGUCAGUACUUGGGCUCUUCCUGCCAGACUUUCCUCUUCAAAAGAGAUUCUUCUUAGGGCAGAACGAGGUGGGUAUGCAGUGGGAGCUUUCAAUGUCUAUAAUCUGGAAGGAGUUCAGGCUGUUGUUGCUGCUGCUGAAGAACAACACAGUCCCGCCAUAUUACAGAUCCAUCCGGGUGCCUUAAAGCAAGGAGGGCUCUCUUUGGUUUCAUGCUGUAUUGCUGCUGCUGAACGAGCCCAUGUACCCAUUACUGUUCACUUUGAUCACGGAAAUUCAAUGCAAGAUCUGUUAGAAGCUGUUGAAUUGGGAUUUGAUUCAGUAAUGGCAGAUGGUUCACAUCUUCCAUUUAAGGAAAAUAUUGCCUACACUAAGUUCAUUUCUUCCUUGGCUAAAUCAAAGAACAUGCUAGUGGAAGCUGAACUUGGAAGAUUAUCAGGAACAGAAGAUGACUUGACUGUCGAAGAUUAUGAAGCAAGGCUGACCGAUGUUUCGCAGGCUCAACAGUUUAUUGAGGAGACUGGUAUAGAUGCUCUAGCAGUGUGCAUUGGUAAUGUCCAUGGAAAAUAUCCACCAGGCGGCCCGAAUCUCAGACUCGAUCUGCUCAAGGACUUGCAUGCUUUGACCUCAAAAAAAGAAGUCUUGCUGGUGCUGCACGGAGCUUCAGGUUUGCCUGAGAGCCUCAUAAAGGCUUGCAUCAGGGAUGGAGUGAGAAAGUUCAACGUAAACACUGAGGUUCGGAAAGCAUACUUGGAUUCGUUGAAUAACCCCAGCAAAGAUUUAGUCCAUGUGAUGGAAUCAGCCAAAGAAUCCAUGAAAGCUGUGAUUGCAGAGAAGAUGCAUCUAUUUGGCUCUGCAGGAAAAGCAUUCUGAGUUGAACUAUGAUGCUCUUUCCUUCUAUUUAAACUGAACAAUCAAACUACAUACUGCAUAGCAUGUAGUUAAUAAAUGGUUAUCUGUAACUUCCAUUUAACUUGUAACUGAUUAUCUUAUUCUUUUUCCUCCAAAAAUAAAAAGCAUUCCAAUGUUCGUCUUUUUUUUAAAAAAAAAAA
This is a messenger RNA of Benincasa hispida (wax gourd), 4445 nucleotides long. RefSeq names its product ketose-bisphosphate aldolase class-II family protein. The record is from RefSeq and is a predicted model, not a curated record. Gene Ontology annotation, biological process: carbohydrate metabolic process. Gene Ontology annotation, molecular function: aldehyde-lyase activity; oxidoreductase activity; NAD binding. Lineage: Eukaryota; Viridiplantae; Streptophyta; Magnoliopsida; Cucurbitales; Cucurbitaceae.